This is a messenger RNA of Oncorhynchus kisutch (coho salmon), 3545 nucleotides long. RefSeq names its product four and a half LIM domains protein 1-like. The transcript has 6 exons. Lineage: Eukaryota; Metazoa; Chordata; Actinopteri; Salmoniformes; Salmonidae. The coding region runs from base 32 to 1024 and encodes 330 amino acids. Gene Ontology annotation, molecular function: transmembrane transporter binding. Gene Ontology annotation, biological process: muscle organ development. The record is from RefSeq and is a predicted model, not a curated record.
UUGUAAAUUCCUGGCUGAGGUCAUUGUUGAUAUGAACGGAGAGGUUUGGAUCAUAUCCUGCAGUUUUUUUUCUGAGCUCCACUCGCUUUUAAGGAGCGUCUGGUAUAUCCACGCUAAAAACCUUGCCGUAGGACGCAUCGGUGCGGAGAUAGGGCCCAGGAGCUACGCUACUUCCACCAUGACUGAACGCUUCGACUGUUACUACUGCCGUGACAACCUGCAUGGGAAGAAGUAUGUUAAGAAGGAUGAGAAGCACGUGUGUACAAAGUGCUUCGACAAGCUCUGCGCCAACACCUGCGCAGAAUGCCGUCGCCCCAUUGGGGCUGAUGCCAAGGAGCUGAACCAUAAGAACCGCCACUGGCACGAGGACUGCUUCCGCUGUGCCAAGUGCUACAAGCCCCUGGCCAACGAGCCCUUCAGCGCCAGGGACGACGGCAAGAUCAUGUGUGGCAAGUGUGGCUCCCGCGAGGAUGGCAACCGGUGCCAGGCCUGCUACAAGGUGGUCAUGCCAGGCACGCAGAACGUGGAGUAUAAGAAGAAGGUGUGGCAUGAGGAGUGCUUCACCUGCUUUGAGUGCAAGCAGCCAAUCCGCUCACAGAGCUUCCUGAACAAGGGCGAUGACAUCUACUGCGGCCCGUGCCAUGACAAGAAGUUUGCCAAGAAAUGCUUCCACUGCAAGCAGCCCAUCACUUCAGGUGGUAUAAGCUACCAAGAUCAGCCAUGGCACUCUGAGUGCUUUGUGUGUCGUACCUGCCGUAAGAACCUGGCCGGAACCCGCUUCACCUCCCACGAGGAGCACGUCUACUGUGUGGACUGCUACAAGACCUCCGUUGCCAAGCAGUGCAACGGCUGCAAGAACCCCAUCACAGGGUUUGGCCAUGGGACCAACGUGGUGAACUACGAGGGUCACUCCUGGCACGAGUACUGCUUCAACUGCAAGAAAUGCUCCCUCUCCCUGGCCAACAAGCGCUUUGUCAUCAACGGAGAGAACAUCUACUGCCCUGACUGUGCUAAGAAGCUGUGAGCACAGCCAGCCAGGAGGCCCAAAAAGUUCUGUCUGUCAUUCAUGUUCAGGUGUUUUGACAGGGUCAGGAACAUAAAUUAGUGCCAACUAAAGUUGAGAGGUCAAUCCAAGGGUUAAAACUAGAAAAAGGUCAAUUACCUGAGUGAAUUUGAACAGCAGCCAAAUAGGAAUCUUGUUCCAGUGUUUUGUCAUUGUUGAAUACUAACACACGUCAACUGGUUUUCUUUCGUGGGCCUUCGAUAUGCAAUACUAACAAGCUUGAACACUGCAUAGCCAUAUUAGGGAAUGCUAUUUUCACUGCCUUACUGGAACACAGCUUUGAUAAUACUAAUAUGGCCAUUACAUGUUACAACGCUUCACAUUGCUUCUUGAAUUAUAUACUAGCUUCACUAAAUAAAAUCGGCCACGGCAUCUCUGAAGUGAUGUUUGCAGAGUUACGUAUGAGGGUCUCACAUAUAACAAACGCUUCUUGUAAUAAUCAUUAUGGACAAACUAGGUCUUCUGUAGGCAUCAAGUGGUGUUAUGAGAUGGUAAUCUAAUCAUGUACUCAUACUGUAACUUUCUGACGUGGAGAGAAAGUUCGGGAUGUGAAUGCACAUUAUGAUGGGUCAAUAAAGGCAAGCGAUAAAAUUGAGUAUUUUCACCUGCUAGACAGAAAUAACAAAAAAGCCUACUUUUAUUUAGCAAAACUUUAUUUUAACAGUUCAUAUCUUCUCAGAACACUUUAGAUAUAUUUACAAAUAUAAUUUGUGGACAUGGCUUGGGUUAGGGUCUGAAAAAGCUAUUGAUAUUCACAUUGUAGCCCUGGUCGGUUAGAAUGAUUGUCAUGGCCGACGUAAGGACACGUGACACAUUUGAUUAGUUAUUAAUUACUAUAAAAUAAAAAUACAGCCUAUUCUCAAUCUAAGGCAUUCUAUUCUACCGUCAUAGCUACUGAAUCAUGAGAUCAAUUAAGAACAGUUAGCUCUGUAUUCAGGCCCACAGAUGCAGAAAGGGAUGGGAAUUAAAAAACAUAACAGGACCUGGAACAUUUCUAGUAUUAAAGCAGCGACUGUCCUGUAUUGGUCCGAUCUACAGUAUCCGUGACUGGAUGUGCCAGCGCCACUGCCAUUAGCUAAGCACAUGUAGACCUGACCAAGGAACAAGCGGUUCAUAUUGAACAAGUCUACAGCAAUCCCCUGCACUUUGAAAAGAUAAACGGUUAGUCAAGUCAAGGAGGGGAGUUCAUAAAAGGCCUGAAUGGGAGGAGACCGGAGAGGAGAGAAAACUUUCUUUCCAGAAUACCACACACACACACCUCUCGAACAGGACUAUACAGUAAAGUUACUUCUUGAUGACAAGUCAACCCCGUGUAAUUCAUUUUAGAAAGCUUUUCAACCCUUUCAAGAAGUGGAAAACCUCCCACAGUGCAAAGUGUCUUAUGUUGUGAUGAAUAAUAAAACUGGUUGCACAUGAAAACAAAAAAAAAGGUUUCUCCUCAGAAAGAGAAGCAUGUUAAAUGAUUACGGGCUUGUUUGUUUAGUUAAAGUUACAUUCUCAAAGCUAAGCUCAUGGGUCUAAGUCCAGACAUAAGGUAUGUAAAAUAUAAAGCUAUUUCAGAGAAACCUUCUGGUUAAUUAAAUGUGACAGUCAACAGAUUUAUUAUGAAGCAAAAAACAAAGGUCCCCAAACCUCUCCGUUUGGACGAUUCAAGCAUAGGGAAUUCAAGCUUCUCCACACAGAUUUGAAAGAACCCAUAAACGAGACAAGAACAAGACUGACCAAAUCCAUCAUUUAGCGGUAGAUUCACUCCGUCACACUGCUGCUAUACAGAGAAGCGUGUGGCACAGUAGUCAGAGUUCAUGUUAACCUUCAGACACCAUAUGACUGCAAACUUUCACACUGUGAUAAAGCACUGAAACAUUUCCACCCCUCAGUCCACCCCUGUCGGAGACCAAGGCGAUUGUCAGAGGUGGUUGGGGGAUGAAAGUCAGAACUUCACAAAAUGCCCUCAAUCAACGUGCACAGACAUCUUCCCUCUACAGUCUGAGGAUCCCCUGCCCUAGGCUCAGAGUACUGGAGAACAGGAGGGUUUCCUGUAGCCUCCUGGGUAACACCAAAACCGGACCUGACUCAAUUCCACACCAACCCUUAGUCCCUAUCCCAUGGCACUUUGUAAGCAUUUGACAGGUAUAAGCAAUAUAAUAGCUUCACCUUGCGGAAUCGUUACCAUAUUGCUUACACCAAUCCAAUCUACUAAAGUGCCUAGAGGGCAGGAGACAGGGCUUAAUUUAGAACAGAGCAUAGGGUAACAGCACUGACUACCCUGGCAAAGGGCACGAGUCUAAUAGAACAAACAUUUAAAUAAAGUAACAUCCAUUCGCAGUACCCCACCCACAGGCCCAAUACUGAUUACAUACAUAAUACAAUAACACUUAAAUAUGAGGAAAUAGAUUUUCGUAUAUUGUAUAUAAACAGACGUCCAAAUUAUGACACAAAUAAUUGAAACAAACGCUUUUUUUUUUUUUUUUACCAGGAGAAG